This is a messenger RNA of Durio zibethinus, 2952 nucleotides long. It is a transcript of the gene RAD54, whose product is annotated as DNA repair/recombination protein. Gene Ontology annotation, molecular function: ATP binding; DNA translocase activity. Gene Ontology annotation, cellular component: nucleus. Lineage: Eukaryota; Viridiplantae; Streptophyta; Magnoliopsida; Malvales; Malvaceae. Gene Ontology annotation, biological process: double-strand break repair via synthesis-dependent strand annealing; reciprocal meiotic recombination. The record is from RefSeq and is a predicted model, not a curated record.
CCAGAUUUCGUGAUUUUCAAAAAGCCUAGUCUCUCUUCCAACCCCUCUUUCUUUCACCAUACAAAUGGCAAGAGAAACACUGUCUACGUCAUCAAUGGAGGAAGACGAAGAGGAACAAAUUUUCUCCGAUUCCGAUCUGAGCGAUUCCAGUGACGGUUACACCUUUGAUCGCCAAGAAGAAGAAGAAGAGAACGACGAUAACAAUGGAGAAUCUAAUGCGCACCUUCCGCCGUCCGAUGAAGAUCUCAAAUCCAAGAACGUCCAUGCUUUAUUAAGGGGCAACCUUAUUGUAAGAAGACAAUCGCUGCUUCCACGACUGCUUUCAGUGACAGAAGGAGCUGCAGUUUGUAGGAAACCAUUUAAGCCUCCAUGUUCUAAUGGCUACGGUAACGGGAAUGAACAUCUUGCACGACGUCUUUGGGCUCGGAAAAGGUUUGUUCCUUGGGGCUCUUCAAGGCCAGCGUUAGUUGCAAUAACCAAUCGGCUGGAUAUAACUAGAGCAGAUGGGACUGAUAUUGUUGAGGAAAUUGUGACUCUGCCACCUGGUGUUGAGCCUCUGGUAUUGUGGCAACCUGAACAAUCUGAGGCUGAACCCAACAACUUGGUGCCCAUAGCUGUGGAUCCCUUGCUUGUUCGUUUUCUUCGACCCCAUCAAAGGGAAGGGGUUCAGUUCAUGUUUGACUGUGUUUCCGGGUUAUAUGAUGCUGCCAAUAUAAAUGGAUGCAUUCUUGCUGAUGAUAUGGGUUUGGGAAAGACAUUGCAGUCAAUCACUUUACUUUAUACUCUUCUACGUCAAGGGUUUGAUGGGAAUCCGAUGGUUAAGAAGGCCAUAAUUGUCACCCCAACCAGUCUUGUUAGUAACUGGGAGGCAGAAAUCAAGAAGUGGGUUGGAGAAAAAGUUCAGCUUGUUGCUCUUUGUGAAAGCAGCAGAGAUGACGUUGUCUCUGGAAUUGACAGCUACACAAGUCCCCAUAGCUCAUUGCAGGUAUUGAUUGUUUCAUAUGAGACAUUUAGGAUGCAUUCAUCAAAAUUUUGCCAAAGUGAGUCUUGUGAUCUUCUUAUUUGUGAUGAGGCUCACAGGCUGAAAAAUGACCAGACAAUAACAAACCGGGCGUUGGCUGCUCUCUCAUGUAAGCGCAGGAUUUUGUUAUCUGGAACGCCCAUGCAGAAUGACCUUGAAGAGUUCUUUGCCAUGGUCAACUUUACUAAUCCAGGGAUUUUGGGUGAUGCUGCGUACUUUCGUCGUUACUAUGAGACGCCGAUCAUUUGUGGAAGAGAACCAACUUCUGGUGAAGAAGAGAAGAAGCUAGCUGCAGAACGUUCUUCAGAAUUAAGUGCAAAAGUAAAUCAGUUCAUAUUGAGGAGGACUAAUGCCUUGCUAUCAAAUCAUCUGCCUCCAAAGAUAGUUGAAGUAGUUUGCUGCAAGUUGACUCCUCUUCAGUCUGAGUUAUACAAUCAUUUUAUACACUCAAAAAAUGUUAAACGAGCCAUCACUGAAGAAACAAAGCAAACAAAGAUAUUGGCUUAUAUUACAGCUCUUAAGAAGCUCUGCAAUCAUCCGAAGCUCAUUUAUGAUACUAUAAGAAGUGGAAGUCCAGGAACUGCAGGAUUUGAGGACUGUAUGCGCUUUUUCCCACCAGAGAUGUUCUCAGGAAGAUCGGGAUCAUGGACUGGUGGUGAUGGGGCUUGGGUUGAAUUGUCUGGGAAAAUGCAUGUAUUGGCACGAUUGCUGGCUCAUCUCCGUCAGAGAACUGAUGAUCGCAUUGUUCUUGUCUCAAACUAUACACAGACACUGGACUUGUUUGCUCAAUUGUGUCGAGAAAGAAGAUAUCCAUACUUGAGGCUUGAUGGAACUACAUCAAUUAGCAAAAGACAGAAACUAGUUAAUCGCUUUAAUGACUCAACCAAGGAUGAGUUUGUGUUUCUAUUAAGUAGCAAGGCGGGUGGUUGUGGUCUCAAUUUGAUUGGUGGUAAUCGACUAGUCUUGUUUGACCCUGAUUGGAACCCUGCUAAUGAUAAGCAAGCUGCUGCAAGGGUUUGGAGAGAUGGGCAGAAAAAGAGAGUUUACAUCUACAGAUUCCUAAGUACAGGAACAAUUGAAGAAAAGGUGUACCAGCGUCAAAUGUCAAAGGAAGGGCUGCAAAAGGUUAUCCAGCAGGAGCAAGUGGACAGCCUUAUGGGACAGGGAAACAUUUUCUCGACAGAAGAUUUACGUGAUCUUUUCACAUUUUAUGAUAAUGUGAGGUCUGAAAUUCAUGAAAAGAUGAAUUGCAACCGCUGUGAAAAUUAUGAUAUGGGGUCUGAAAACAUAGGAGAGCAGGAAGAAUGUGAAUCAGAAAAUGGAAGCUCUGGAUCUGAUCAAGAGGUUUUUGACAUAGGUGGAUUUGCAGGAAUAGCUGGAUGUUUGGAUAAGUUAAAGAGCUCAGAAAAACAGGUGGGAACUCCCUUAGAAGAGGAUUUAGCUAGCUGGGGGCAUCAUUUUCGCUCUGAAACAGUACCUGAUGCCAUUCUGCAAGCUUCGGCUGGUGCUGAGGUCACAUUUGUUUUCACUAACCAAGUAGAUGGGAAGCUGACUCCAAUGGAAUCGAAGGUGAACCCGAGGAUGCAGGAAAGGGAAGGAGGCAAAACCCAAAAUAUUGGAAAAGUUAACAUGAUGGAAAGAGAAGGAAAGAAGAUGCAGAAUACCUUGAAGCAAAACCUGGAACAUCACAAACUAUUAAAUUCUGUUUCUCUCAAUAGAAAUUCUUUGAGGAUAACGCCACCAUUUACUUCUUCCUCCACCCUUUUCCAAGGGAAAAUUGUGAAAUCUGUGACAACUUCCUUAAAAGGUGCAUUUCAUGAGACGAUGACGGUUGGACUUUCUCCUGGAAGCCAAUUACCCCUUAAAAGAUCUUCCCCUUCUUCUGUAGAACAUGAUGAUGAUGAUUUUCAAUAAGAGCUUUAGGCUGCAUA